AUGUCAGUCUCAGCAAUGCUACGCAGAACUUUUAUAAAUGGAACCGUAUAUUCAGCGGCUGCAAUGCGUAUGGCUUCAACACAACCGGAUAAAAAUGUAUAUUUCGAUGUCACAGCCGAUGGUGAACCGUUAGGCCGAAUAGUUAUGAAACUAAAUUCUGAUGAAGUUCCUAAAACUGCUGAAAACUUUAGAGCAUUGUGUACUGGUGAAAAAGGGUUUGGUUAUAAAGGAUCUUCAUUUCACAGAAUCAUUCCUGCGUUCAUGUGCCAAGGUGGAGAUUUUACAAACCAUAAUGGCACUGGAGGAAAAUCUAUUUACGGCCGGAUGUUUCCUGAUGAGAACUUCAAACUGAAACACACUGGUCCUGGAAUUCUAUCAAUGGCUAAUGCUGGCCCCAACACUAAUGGAUCGCAGUUCUUUAUUACAACUGAUGCUACACCAUGGCUUGACAGGAAACAUGUUGUUUUUGGUUCAGUAGUUGAAGGAAUGGAUGUUGUGAGAAAAAUGGAAGGUUUGGGUUCCAAGAAUGGAAGGCCCUCUAAAAAAGUGGUUAUUGCGGAAUGUGGUGAGUUAGAUUAG
Messenger RNA from Pieris macdunnoughi, 579 nucleotides. Lineage: Eukaryota; Metazoa; Arthropoda; Insecta; Lepidoptera; Pieridae. The record is from the annotation of a GenBank genome assembly.